ACUGAACAACCUCAGUCCUGGUGGUCAUCAGAGAGACAGAGGCUCCAGUCCGGGAUCCAGUCUGCAGCCCAGACCCUUCUCUUUACAGUCUCGGUGCAGGGAUGAAGCAGGGCCUGGAGCUGAUAGAGAUAGACCCUCCUGUUCUUAUGAUACAAACACCACAGUAUCCAUGAUGAACAGAGCAGGUCACCCUGGGCUUCAGCCUUCACAGAGAGUAGUGGGAGACCCCCCUGGUGGGAUUCUAAUAGGAAGUAUGGUGACUGGGUUCAUAGAAAGCCUGGACCUGGGUCUAGCCUUCCUCAGUUACCUCAUGGUUACGCCACAAAUACAGACAGGGUCAGGAUGGGCGUUCGUCACAAGAGGUGACACAAUCCCAACAACACCCAAACAAUGACUAGAAGUCAAGGAGGGAGCUCACAACUAACCACCUGUGGGCGGUGGCUCCUGUUGCUACCUCUGGUGCCACUGGGUCAGAGCGUGUGAGGCCGAGCAUUAGAACGGACGCAGACAUGCCGUACGCCUGCCCCACCUGGGAGAAGCGCUUCGCUCAUGCGAACUAUGUGAAGAGGCACCAGGCCGUUCACACCAAGGAGAGGCCCUUCAAGUGCAAAUGAUGUCACAGGAGAUUCUCCUUCCUGACUAACCUGAUCAGACAUAGGAGUGUCCACACCGGGGGGAAAUCGUAGCAGUGUGGCAUGUUAAGUAUCUUGUGAGUCAGAACCAGGACCGAGCCACACAGAACACAUCUGGCGGGGAGUCCGGUUGCCGGCAUCAACAUCUCAGGUGCCACCUACCACUGAUGUUCCCUUGAGCAAGGAACUUAACCCCCUAAACUGCUCAUUGGACGGUGCACUGCGGCUGCUCUCUGCUCCAACCUCUACAACUUAAUGUGUUUGUGUGUGUGUGUGUGUGUGUGUGUGUGUGUGUGUGUGUGUGUGUGUGUGUGUGUGUGUGUGUGUGUAUAUCAGGUGUUGGAUAAAAGCAGAAGACAAAUUUCCAUCACACAAUCCCAAUAACAAUGGCUAGAGUUCGAGGGAGCUCAAAGACUGGCUCCUGUUUCUAUCACCUCACAACGUGGGAGGCCAAUUAUUGGGAUCGACGUCAACAAGCCGUGCACGUGGGAAUCCUUCACUGAGGCGAAGUAUGUGAAGAGGUGUUCACACCAAGGAAAAGCCCUUCAAGUGCAAACUAUGUUAAAAGAGCUUCUUCCUGACUAUCCGUAUCCGACUGUGUCCAAAACGGGGAGAAAUCGUAGCAGUGUGGCUUGAGAUCUGGGAACCUUAUUAUAGUUAUCAUGUGAAGUGUAUUGGGGGCAAGAGUUUUUUUUUGUUGUAUUACUAAGUCCCUCAGUUGUGCAUCGGAGGGGUAUGCUAUGAUUGAAGCUAGAUCUACUCAAGGUUUUCUAAAGCUAGCCUGCUUCAGUUAGCUUCACACUUCAGCUCAGGCUUCAUCCAUACUAUGACAGUUGAUAUUGCUCGUCCGCCUGCGGCUGACUCUAGCAGACUUGUAACUGCGCGUGCAUGUCGCACAUUUUCAUGUGUGCCUAAAUCAAAAUGAAAGAAGCGUUAUCUUGCAAAUUCAGCAGGCCACGGUGCGAAAUAGGCUUGUUGAUGUGCCGUCUUUAUUUUAUUACUUAAUCGUUCAUUUAAAAUAUAUGUAUAUUUGACCUUUAUUGAACCAGUAGGCCAGUUGAGAACAAGUUCUCAUUUACAACUGCGACCUUUUCACUUCUAUCAAUACAAAUAAUUGUAUUAAAUCAAACACAAGUUUUACUGUGCGUGAAGUUUCAAAUACAUUGUCAUUACUAUAUGUGUAAUAUGAUUGGUAUUAUAACAUAACAUUAUUUUUUUUUACAAAAACAUUUUUUAUUAAUAAAAUAUUUAAUCUGUCAUAUUCCUCAAAUGAAGGGGAUGCUGACGCAAUCUGUGUGAGAGGUAGGAAAUAAAAGUUAAUUGGUGCUCAACUCGCAGCUCAUUCAUCACAAAUGGAGUUAGCCCUGAGUUAGCCUCCCCGGGAACAGGUUAAUUCUGAAGGAGUCGUUGCAUAGAAAUGUACAUGGCUAAAAGGUGAGCCACUUUCGUUGUACCUGUUAUCCCGAAUGGAACUCAAGAGUUGACCAGUAACCUCGCUAACUCCUCAAACCAUCUAGUAUAGGGCUCAAGGUACGCUUACGUUCUCACAUGAUACACAGACCUGUUGUUUGGUAUGUUGGCAUAGCCAAAACACUGUAAUUGAAGUGUAACACAACAUUUCUCCGAAUUUGGUUUUGCUUAUGUUCUAUUCAUAAGAAAUAUGCCCCCCUCUUUUUAUAACACCUUUUAAACAGUGGUACCUGUUCCUUUACUACGGUGAUAAAAUCUGUUAAAUCGUGCUGUCCGUUUGAUAUGUUUACUUUUAUUUACUUGUUUAUUAUUUUAAAUUAAAAUUGGUCUUAGUUUCGUUGGCUUCCUUGAAACCUAUAGGUUUCUUUCCUUGCCACCGAUGGGAUAGAGCGAGACAUUCUUUUUAGAUAAUUUACGGUAUUUUUUCUUAACAAGGCUGAGCUUCCAAGAAAAUGAACAUGAAUGGUCAUUGCAAUCUAGAAUGUUUGGAACGUCCCUUCCCCAUUGAAGUUGAAAAUUAAAAUGGGUAAGGGAAGGGUGGCCGACGUCCCAAGGAUUCCAGAUAGCAACGACAAAUCAUGACUCGUUGGUUCGAUGUAGCAUUACCCGUUUCCUUUUCAUUUAGCCACACCCUAUGAGCUAUGACGCCAAAAACGUCCUUUCUCUUCGGUGUAAACGGAAGUUAGCAAUGACCAAAAACAAUUUCUACGUUAGCUUUUUCUAUUGCUGUUAUUUAUACGUUUAUUAACACGAUGUAACUCUAAAUAUGACUAAUUAACUUAACAGCAUCACAUACGAAUUGGAGACGGGACUUGGUUGAUAGAUGUUAUCUAGGUAUAGUUAGCUAACAAUGGCUAACUGUAUGGUUUUUCACAAUCAAAUAGCCUCCAUUAUGGAGGUGCUAGCGAAUUCAGCCGUGGCAGAGAUCUGUAAACUCGUAGACGACGACUAUGCAGUGUUUCGUUUGGAAAUGACUCAAAGCCAGAAAGACAACAGGGGAUUGCGGAGGAAACUACAACUACUGGAAUUGAAGGUGGCACGGGAGCGCGCAGAGAGAACUUUGCGACAGCACGUCGUCGCCAGUCGUCCCAAUAGUGUCAAGAUCCUCGACCGAUACAGAGGAAUGGCAAGAGGUGAAGGACAUCUCACUGGAGGCCACAGGAGCUUUGUGAAGCCGGCGGGACACAACGUGUGGAGAGAUGACCAACCCAUAGCUAUAGAUGAAGGGAGUGGAACCUCAACCCAGCAUGUUAUCGUGAUAGAGUCUGCAAAUGCAGAUGCUGCAGGUCCUGGGGUCAAGCAGGAGAGGAAUGAAGGAGAGGAGGACCCACAGCACAGCAGAGACAUCCAGUCUGGAGCAGCGGCUGGAGUGGCGCACCCUGUAGUCACGGAGGACCUUGCCGUUUACGCUGCGCCCCAGGCCAGGACCGGACGCAGCAUCACGGAGGUCAGUGGAACGCUGAACGACGUCCUCAAGUCAGAGACUUUAACUGUAACACAGAGGCUCUUACACACAGGAUCUGACCACAGAUCAGACCCAGAGAGACUGGGGCUGGGGCCACUGGCUGCUCCUGGCACAGAGUACUUACCAGUAUUUCACCAGAGCCAGAGGACGGUUAAUUCCCAUGGAGAUGGUGAUGCGUUCUACACUGGCAUUGAUGAUCUGUCUUGUUCUUACGCUACAGAGAUGGACCCUGGCCACAUAUCCUUGGGUUUAGAGACACAGACUGAUCUGUUUAGAGGGGACUGGAACCGGUACAGUAGUAGUGUAUACUCUGAAGGGUGCCUAGAUAAGAAAGGGGAGGUUAUAGUGGUCAAUGAGGUGACUGUGAAAGUGGAGGGCGAUACUCCUCCUACAUGGAAUGCAGAUAGUCACCUAGGAGAUGGACAGUCACAUGGCAGAGAUUUCUUAGAUUGCAGGGGAAGCUUAGAGACCAAUCUAAAUGUCGACACUCACUCCCCUUUACAUGUGUUCAGGGAUCGUGACCCAGUGUCCACGUCAUUGGUGCCUUUCGAUUCACAUGGCUCCGUCCUUUUCGAUCAGGUAUUGAACCCAAAAGACCAAAGUGCCAAGACGCAGGGAGGGGGAGCCACAUCGGGUAAAAAUAAAGACAAACCGUUCCUCUGCAUGUUCUGUAACAAAGGCUUCAGCUGCUCCCAGAAGGUGGAGAUCCAUCAGAGGAUCCACACAGGGGUGAAACCCUUCAGCUGUACCCAGUGUCACAUGCGCUUCGCCCAGGCUUGCAACCUGAAGAGGCACCAGAGGGUCCACACAGGGGAGAAACCCUACAGCUGCCCCCAGUGUGAGAAGAGGUUUUCCCGCCAGCACCAGCUGAAGAUGCACCUGAAGGCCCACACGGAAGAAAGGUCAUUCACCUGUACGCAUUGCGGAAAGAGGUUCUCGGAGAGCUGCUACCUCAGGAUACACCAGCAGAAAAACCAUUCCACUCUGUAACGUAGAAAGUAACCAUUCCACUUGAUAGUUUCUGACAUUUUAGAUCAAACCCUGCAUUAAAGACAAAUGGGAAUUGUUUUCAACAGAAAAUACCCAUAGAUUAAUAAAACCCAUUAGGCUACAAUGCCUCUUAUUCUCUGGCUAUAUGCAAAAAUCUAUACGUCUCCGAAUGGGUCCAAUAAUUGAUAAUGCAGUUAAAGUGAGGAGACAGGCCAACAGACAUCUCAUGAUCUCAUUCCCUUUUCAGAGCCAUUCUCCAUUAUGGACAAUAACCUAAACUUAUCGGGCUCAAAACCCUUUGUUUUUCAUCAAUUGUCUAGUAUAAAUAUUUUCAUCCUCAGUGACAUCUUUGACAAUUCAGGUCUUCAUACUUUUCAAGACUUCAAAGAAUCAUAUAAUCUCCCAGGGACUUCCUUAUUUUUUCCCCCCCUUAUGCUCCGCUUGGCUUUCAAAGAAUACGGAGUAUCCUGGGAUUCCCUUAUUGCCACCCAUCCCCGAGUUGAGACUCUUUUGAAUACUCCCAAAUCUUUUGACCUGGUCUCCACUUUCUACUCCAAACUUAACUCGAUCGACAAGUGUUCACCUGCGGUCACUUCCAUCUGGAACAGAGAACAGUUGAACUGGAAGGUGAAAUGGAACAAUGUUUUCUCAUAAAAAAAAAACAUCUCACCAGUUGAUUAAUUUAAAAUGUAUUCACAAAUGUUUUUCUACACCAUAUCGCCGCUUCCAGAUGAAACUCUCUGCCGAUAAUCUUUGUAAACGGUUGCCCUCUUGGAUCAGUCGGGAUCUAUAUACAUAUGUUUUGGGAAUGCCCAGUGAAUCUGUGCUUGAAAUUCACUGUUCGACUGAGAGACCUUACAGAUAAUUGUAUGUGUGGGGUACAGAGAUGGGGUAGUCAUUCAAAAAUCAUGUGAAACACCGUUAUUGCACACAGAGUGAGUCCAUGCAACUUAUUAUGUGACUUGUUAAGCCCAUUUGUACUCCUGAAGUUAUUUAGGAUUGCCAUAACAAAAUACUUAUUGACCCAAGACAUUUCAGCGUUUCAUGUUUAAUUAAGUUGUAAAAAUGUCAAAUAACAUAAUUCCAUUUUGACAUUAUUGGGUAUUGUGUGUAGGCCAGUGAAACAAAAUCUAAAUUGAAUACAUUUUAAAUUCAGGCUGUAACAACAAAAUGUGUAAUAAGUCAAGGGGUGUGAAUACUUUCUGAAGGCUCUGUAAUAGUCGACGGAGGUUAUCCGAGGAUAAACGAUUUUUAACAAACCCACUUUUAUCAUUAAAUGAAGUUCUGUCUCGACUUUGGAAAUAGUAAUCGCUACCUGGUCUGAAAAUAGUUUGUGUUGAGAACGCUCUAAUGCAGUUAACAUUUCCAAUUCUGAUGUUUUUUUUUUCAUUGUGAUUUAUCCAACCCAGAUGCAAAUGCAGCUGCAUCAAAGGUUUUCUAUAAAAAAUGAUGGCAUCCCAUAGAAUCGGUGGUCAGAAUCAGUGAAUUUUGUAUUGAUCAUUAUUAAUUCAUUUGGUUCAAUUUCAAAUUCAUCACAGAAUGUAGGAUAACCAGAUGGAAUUCAGUUAUAUCUAACAAUAUACUGUUCAGGCAAUCAAAAAAAACAUUAGAUCUUAUGAAUUUGGAGCGUACGCAUUAAUAUUUUUUUGGGUGGGGGGGGAGUGUACACAUUAAUAAAUUGUUUCGUUCCAUUAUGGAUACAUUUAUGGAAAGUGAUUCUGCCUUCUUAAGUCUGGGUCUUUACCCAAGAUGGUGAUUUGAGUUUAUGUAUUAUUAUGAUUACACCUUUUAGAUUUGUUUGGGGCUGAUGAAAAAGCAGACAAGUUGGUACAAAUGGUUCUGCAUUCUAUGUGAGUCCUUAUAGAGCAGGUGUGUUUCUGGGAGCGUUGCUAUAUCAAUAAGGUUUCUUGCAACAUUUUAGUUUUUGCCUUAAUACUACACAGCUGAUUCAAAUGAGCAACUCAUCGUCAAGCUUCACUGGGUAUUUAUGUAUUCAUUUGUGACGCAUUUGUGACGCUAUCCUUGAUAUGAUCCUGCUGUUGUCACAUGCUACACGUGUGUGCACAUGCAUCUAUCUAUCUGAUGUUAUCAAAUAAAAAAAAAUGUCACAUGCUUA
Molecule: messenger RNA, 6673 nt
Organism: Oncorhynchus mykiss (rainbow trout)
Lineage: Eukaryota; Metazoa; Chordata; Actinopteri; Salmoniformes; Salmonidae
Biological process (GO): regulation of transcription by RNA polymerase II
Cellular component (GO): nucleus
Molecular function (GO): DNA-binding transcription factor activity, RNA polymerase II-specific; RNA polymerase II cis-regulatory region sequence-specific DNA binding
Source: RefSeq, a predicted model, not a curated record